CAAAUCAAAUAGGAGGUGUGCAAUGGAAACAUUGUGUCAUCUGGUUGCCAUAGCAACGAAAUAAACAAUGUCAGUUCGUGUCAUCACUGGGAUACAAAAAUGGAUGUUUUAAUGGCACAUUAGUGGCCGGCAUGCAAAUAAACCAAGGUUCACGCUCAUAUUUACGAUGUGCUCGUUGAACGACAAAAACGGUGGUAAACAUUUCUCUGAAAGCUAUAUUUGAGUGAGGUUGUUCGUAGACUCCUCACCAGGCGCACAACUGAAAACACCGACGGCACUGACAACAUUAACAGCGCCUUUCUCUCUCACCAAUUUCGUCAGUGGGGCGGUCGUGACCAGAAUCAUGAGUCAAGGGGAAUUUUACAGUUGUGCAGCGCGGUGUCUUUGAUCGAUCGAGGUCCUCGCUGAGAUCUAAAAUAAGCCCCUCAUUAGUUGUCGUGGAGAGUUGUUUUAACCUCGGAUUAUACGUUUAACGAUCGCUUAAAUACCCACCAGGAAAACGUUUAAGAGAAAAUGGAGAAAAGAUUCUUAUGUCACAGCUAAUUUCCUGACAACCAGUGAACUGAUACAACGUCCAGCGUUUUGAUGGAAUUCGGCACCGAGAAGGAGUGUUUUAAGAUGUCUGAUCCAGAUUUGCGUGUUUUCUGAAGUUUCUUUUGGUGUAGUAUAAUGUUGUAACGUUUUGUUUCGAGCGCUGUGUGGUUGGCGAUAAAUAUUUUGAUCAAGAGGUGGGAUCAUGGGUUGCACGAUGUAUGGGUGGGGGAGACUUUGGUUGAAUUGCUGGUCCCUUGGUACGAUUCACUACUUUUAAGGAAUAACCUUAGCCUCGUGCGUGGUACAAUAUGCAUUUGGGUAACAAGUGUGCGCUCAUCUCGCUGGAGGAUUGUCCACAGGUUGUUGACUGUUUGAAGUAUCUUCUUUUCACUGACCGCGGGCUUUGUUUUCUCACAACAGUGUAUCCGGCGCAAGAGCUUGGAAAUCCCUUAAUCCAGACGGGCAUUUUAUGGGGGAAUGAUUGUUCACCGUUUUGAUUUUGCUAGCGUGUUUCUCUAUUCAUAAAAACUGCUGCGCGAGUCCGUGAUGCGAUUUCAUUGCACGGGCAUUGUCUAAACGGCGGUUAAUUUUCCUCGCAGGCCAUUUGAUAGCCAACCACCCUUUCUUCAAAAGUUAAUGAAAGCUUCGGGGAACCCAAGCCACCCAUACAUUUUAAGAUCGCCCAGGCAACAAAGACCGCUUCUCUGUUCCACCUUUCUUCGUCGGCAUCCUUUCACGCACUGAAGGGAGGCGCCACUCUCCCUCUGUAUUUCUCCGUCCUUGCUCUGCUGCAGAUCAAGUGGACACACAACCCCCACGACCCUCUGUCACACGGUCACGAAAAUAAAAGACCGGCAUCCCUUUUGUGGCUGGUAACCAUCUGCGAGGGAUCGCUGGCUGUGAAUGGACGCAGCGCUCCGGGAGAGGCCGAGAGCCAAGAACCUACCUCAUCGAUUUUCUAUUUUUCUCACCGAGGGGAAAUUGGGAGAACACGGCCAGGCCUAUUCAUGGCUAUUCAGAGGAGUUUACUGCGCGCGCGGUUAGCAACAACAGGUAACAUGGACCGUGCUUCGAUCUGAGCAGCUUGGGUACGUGCCGGGGAGUGUGAACGACAACCAAGUACAAAGUGUGCUCUGAUAUUGUGACUGGACAUAGAUCGGUGCUGUUGUGAUCAUAUUCAUAAUGCGUGGGGAUAACAGCUUUGUGAAGGAUCAACAUUACCAUGCUUUGUGUGAAGACCAAACUAGGCCGGCUUGUAUCCACUGGUAGUUUAUCGUGUGCGAUUAUGGCAUUUUCACGAUACGAGGAGCAGGUACUCUUAAAAUAAUUUCCUUUACGGAAUUACGGUGUAAUAAUUAAUGAAUUCCUUUAGGGUUGAAUAGUCUGCCUGUGAACGCCGACAUCUCGACGAGACUUCAAAAAUUGCCGGCCGACCACUUGUGGGCGAGAACUCACUGCGCGUUUUGCAGCUGCUGCUCUCCGAGUGCCGAUCGCCAAGGCAACGCCGGCCUUGCGUCUCCCCCCUCUUCCCUUGCCUGCCGUGCGAGUCCGGGAAUGAUUCAAGAGGAACCCAGCAGAACUACUGAAUGGUGACGUGAGGUUUGAAGGUGAAUUGCGCACACCCUUCUCUCAGACCUGGCCAAGGAGGGGUCGUCGAUCAUCAGUCAACCCCGGUAGAGAGACGAUUCGCCUGGGAGAAAUGCCAGCCAUUUACCCCGUGGCCUCCGUACACGGCUUGUAGCUGUUUAUCUCAGAUGAAAGAUGUGGACUAUGAACGUCUGUGUCUGAGAGCGCUUCUUGUUUAUUAUGCCGGUCAAACUUCUCGCCACUAACCCGUUUGCCGAGCCGGCCCGCUUAGAGUACGAGCCAUCACCCUCACCGGCCAUGCGGGCCUACCGCUGGAAGAGACCCCUUGGGGUUCUCCCGCAGUACCUCCGACCGACCGCCACCGGGCACGAUGUCCCCCGCCUAUCCGGGCACGCGGGGCGGCCGCACACCCAGGGCAGGCCUUCCGAUGCCCGGCAGCUGUUCAGCCUGACCCAGGCGGCUACGGAGCACCUCCGAGCGGCAACUCAAAUGGGCUACCGGGAAGAAACCAAGAGCUGUGACCCAGACCUCUACCGGAUCGGCGGGCCUCCAUUCGGGGCCAACAACAACAACAAUGGUGGUAACUCAAACAACACCGGCAGUCCGAAAAGCAAGACUCAGCUGCCAAAUAUAAAACAAGAGGAGGGCUCCAGGCCUGGGUUUGAGCACAGACUGGGCAAGCAGACCUACAGCAGGACCGAGGUCCUGCUGAAACUCCAGAAGGGACGGAAGCCUCAUGGGAAGCAAGGGCCGACGGCGAGCACUGGGGAAGGAGCAGGGGUACAAGGCCAAGAUUUUCCCGUGAUCAACGCCAGAGAGACAAAGCCUUGCACGUGUGGGGCUACCUACCUCGCCAAGGAGGCGAAAUACAAUGGAUCUGAGUCUGGGUACCACAGCAAAGAAUCGUCGGGCGCCAAAAGCCAGAACUCGUCUUUGAAAUGCAGAAGGAUUAGCAGUACACCUGUCACAGUGGCCAAGGUCAACAGAGAUGGACACAGAACUAACGCGUCCUCCCCUGAUUCAUCAGGACAAGGAAACACGGGGCAACCGAAACUAAUGACCAUCAAAUCUCAAUCUGGUCAGCCGAAUGAUGAGCCUGCUAAAAGAAAGAUUGGCUUCGUCGAAGUGGCUACUCCUCUGUACCGGGAGCUAUGCGCCGGUAGCCCAGAGAGCGACGUCCGGGAACGAUCAGCCGGGACCUCCAGCCCCGUGGUGUCCAAUGACGCCGACAGCGUCUGCGAGGAACUCCAGAAGAUAGUCCUUCGCCGGGCCAAGCACGACCCAACUUGCGCCACUCCCUUCGGAAUCCGCUGGCGGGAGGAUAUGGACGACAGCCCGCUCUCGGACGCGUCAGAGAAGAACCGCUUCGAUCGGGCCAUGCAGGCGCUCCAGCCGCCAGUCCCUCAUGUCAUCUGGCCAGAGAACAAGUAUUUCUCGCCGCACACGGUGUUCGUAUACGCCAGUCCGUCUAGGCUGGCCCCCAUGGUCAUACCGUCUCACAGCGUGGACUGCCCCCAGUGCAAGUUCUACCAAGCCUCAUCCAAGGGGGAUGUUUGCCCACCGAACAGUCCCACCCCAUGGAUGCACAAGGAGUACGGAUUCUAUCCCGUGGAAAGACAUUUCGGAUCAAAAGCCGAACAAUGAACUACAUGUCUAGCUUAAACUUAAAGGAGUACAGAGGCUUUGCAUGGUAGCCAUCUUGCGGGGCAAUUCUUGUUUUCAACAGAAAAACCUCCCUUGUGCAUGCCCUGUGGAACAAAAACAUUAGCCUACAUCAUGGCAGCCAUGCAAACCCUCUGUUUGCACUUUUUCAAAGCGAUGCCAUAUCUGAUUUGCGACAGACCAUAUUUACGGAUAGAUUCCAGUGCCUGUGUAUUAUUUUUAAUAAAUUUCUGCGUACUGGCUUAAAUUUCCACCCACAACAAAUUAUAGAUAUAGAAAGUCGUGCGUGCAUGUAAUUCAAAAAUUAAUACCAACUGAAGGAGCUGAAAAGAAGGCAGUUUCGACAAUAAAAAGCUGUACUUUUGUAGUUUAGUAUAAUUUGAGACUUUAACUUAUGCCUUAACAGUAAAGGGGUGCAGGUAAUUUGAUCAGUGUAUUGCCUUACAAGUUCAAGUGACUAGUAGUUUGACCAACGUAGGGAAAAAUAUUAUCUACGGUGAACAAGAACCGACAGUUUUUAUUUGUAGUGUCGAAAUUUCAAGAACUUAGAGACGAAUUGAAUCAUGUUGCUGGCUUGGAUACAACCACUUGGUCGAAAUGCAAUCGCUUUUUUUCUUCUUUUUAUUAUUUUUUUUCACAAGGACUGGGAGUAUCGGCUUAUAGACUCCGUAAAAAUUCUAUGUUUGGACAGACUUUUAGCCGAGGAGAAAAUAAUGUUGCCUCGUGAGCGCGGGUGGACACAAGCUGGUGCUCUCACGCGGGCUACCUGCGCCCACGAACCGAGGAACUGGCGGCGAGACAAUAAUUUACAAGGUCAGAACAAAAAGUCUUUACAAGAUGGCAACUCCUGACGUCUAACUUCCAAGGUAGAUUUCCAGCGUUUAUUUGCAUUUCUGUUUAAAACCCUUGUCAGAAAAUGCAUCAGCACAAUCAAUACCAAAUUUCAGCAGAGCAUCGUUUCACAUCCAUAUCGUAAUUGUAUCUCUCAGAUGCCGCCGGCUUAUUAAAUAAAUGAUGCUGCAAAUUA
Messenger RNA from Acanthaster planci (crown-of-thorns starfish), 4810 nucleotides. RefSeq lists its product as uncharacterized. NCBI's taxonomy places the organism in Eukaryota, Metazoa, Echinodermata, Asteroidea, Valvatida, Acanthasteridae. The record is from RefSeq and is a predicted model, not a curated record.